AUGUAUUCCUUUGCCAAAGCCGUCGCACCCGCUGUCCGCUCCGCCAUCCUCUCCAACUCCAGGGCAUCCAUUGUCAGGCCUAUUAGCAGCAUUGUUUCAAAUGGACCCAGCACACAAAACCAACAAACUCCCAGUGCCAUUAUUGCCAACGGAAGCUUGGUAAAUGCUGUCAGAGGAUUCCAAACAUCAGCUGUGUCAAGAGAUAUUGACUCUGCUGCUAAGUUCAUUGGUGCUGGUGCAGCCACAGUAGGAAUUGCUGGAUCAGGAGCUGGAAUUGGAACAGUAUUCGGUUCCCUAAUCAUUGGUUACGCACGUAACCCAUCACUCAAACAACAACUUUUCUCUUAUGCCAUUUUGGGAUUCGCUCUGUCUGAAGCCAUGGGUCUCUUCUGUCUCAUGAUGGCUUUCUUAUUGUUGUUCGCUUUCUAA
Macrosiphum euphorbiae (potato aphid) is the source of this 429-nucleotide messenger RNA. The record is from the annotation of a GenBank genome assembly. Lineage: Eukaryota; Metazoa; Arthropoda; Insecta; Hemiptera; Aphididae.